GUUUGACUUUAGUAACAGUUUUUGAUCUUAAACUAAAAUAACUUAUGUUUACAGUUCCUAAAAAUUAUAUUACCAAUAUUGAGGUUGAAAUACUGGUUUUAUUUAACCAUCGCUUUUUUGUCGAAGGAACUAUGGGUCCAAAAAAUAGUGGCUGUGUGUUUCAGGAUGCAGUGAAACACUAUUUGGCUGAAAACUUCACUUUGCAUGGCGAAAUACAUACACACUGUAAAAAUGGACAUGUCAUCUACUUAUUCACUAAUAAUGGUGAGUCAAUUGGUAAUACUCUUAAACUAGUCAAUGACUUAUUUAACUUAAAAACUAGUAAGCAUAAACUCUAUAAUGUUAUUAAUAUUUCAAAAAAAUGGACUACCAAUUAUGUAAGAGAUUGUUCAAAAUUUAUUGAAUUUUGUAAUCAGCCCUUUGCAUACCAUGCACCAAGCGUGUCAUUGAAACAGGCAAUGCAUCUUAAUAAGAGUCAUUCAUUGGUUACAGUUUCAGAGACUUCUGUUCUUUUGCCCCAAGAACAUAUUGCUAUUUUACCCCUAGUUAAUGACGAACCAAUCUUGCCUGUAAAAUCUAUAAAAAAUGAAACAGGAAAGCAUGCAUCUAGAGAAGAACUAACCCCAAAGAAAGCCAAACUUAUUACUAGGUUAUCAUUUUUAUCUUCUCAGUUAGCUAGCUCAACCAGAGACCACAGACAAAAAAUAGCAAAACUUAAAUCAAAAUAUAAUAGCAUGCCAUAUAAGUUAAAAGUAUUCAGGCAAAACAUCAAAAGGAAAGAAGACAUUAUUAAAGCUUUGAGGGCGGAAGUUAGAGAACUAAAAAAAGAAAUUAAAACAUACAAAUUAAAACAUACAAGAGCUUAA
This is a messenger RNA of Hydra vulgaris (swiftwater hydra), 866 nucleotides long. NCBI's taxonomy places the organism in Eukaryota, Metazoa, Cnidaria, Hydrozoa, Anthoathecata, Hydridae. The record is from RefSeq and is a predicted model, not a curated record.